Eimeria tenella is the source of this 2331-nucleotide messenger RNA. RefSeq lists its product as uncharacterized. NCBI's taxonomy places the organism in Eukaryota, Apicomplexa, Conoidasida, Eucoccidiorida, Eimeriidae. Gene Ontology annotation, molecular function: tRNA binding; ribosomal large subunit binding. The record is from RefSeq and is a predicted model, not a curated record. Gene Ontology annotation, cellular component: RQC complex. Gene Ontology annotation, biological process: rescue of stalled cytosolic ribosome; ribosome-associated ubiquitin-dependent protein catabolic process. Bases 1 to 2331 code for a protein of 776 amino acids. The transcript is spliced from 3 exons.
AUGGCUGGCGUUCCCUCGGAGUCUGCUGCAGCAGCAGCAGCAGCAGCAGCAGGGGGGGCAGCAGCAGCUCCCGCUGCGGGUUCGUGGCCCGCCGAAGGCCCUCCGGCGCAGCCGCCGGGGCCGCCGCCGCCCGCUCCGCAGCAGCCCCCGCAGCCGCAGCAGCAGCAGCAGCAGCAGCAGCAGCAGCAGCGGAAGCAGCGGAUGAGCGCGCUGGACAUUCGGGCCAUGUGCAGCAGCAUCAAGCCGCUGUGCGAAGGCCUGAGGGUCAGCAACAUUUAUGACUGCAGAGUGUGGGGUUUUGGGGGGGGUGCAUGCAGCCACAGGUUUGUGCUGAAGCUGUGUGGGGUUUCUGCAGCAGCAAAGCAGCAGCAGCAGCAGCAGCAGCAGCAGCAGCAGCAGCAGGAGAAGCAGCAGCUGCUGCUGCAGCCCGGCGUCGGCUUCUGCCUCACCGAGUGGAAGCGCAGCAAAGACGCGCUGCCCUCGGCCUUCUGCAUGCGGCUGCGGAAGCUGCUGCGGGGCAAGCGGCUGCUGCUGCUGCAGCAAAUGGGCGCAGACCGCGUGCUGCUGCUGCUGCUGCAGAGCGCCAACGAGCGCCUCGCCCUUUACCUCGAAAUGUAUGUCUCCGGAAACUUAAUUGUUGCAGACAGCAGCAGCAGCCUCAUCAUGGCUGUCCUCAGGACCCACUCGCUGCUGCAGCAGCAGGAGCAGCAGCAGGAGCAGCAGCGGGAGCAGCAGGAGCAGCAGGAGCAGCAGCAGCAGCAGCAGCAGGUCAUCAGGGUCGCCGUCGGCAGCCACUACGUUCCCCCCUCUCCUGCUGCUUCGCUGCUGCUCGAGGGCCGCAGCCCGGCAGCCUUCACCCCGGAAUACACUGCUGCGCUGCUGCAGCAGCUGCUGCAGCAGCACCAGCAGCAGCAGCAGCAGCAGCAGAAACAGAAGCAGCUCACCUGGGGCCAGCUCUUCGCCAAAGUCGUCUGCUUCUCACACCCCGCGCUGCAGCAGCACUGCCUGCUGCAGCACGGGCUCAAGGCGCAGCAAAAGCUGCCAGCAGAACCAGCAGAAGCUGCUGCAGCAGCUGCUGCUGCUGCUCCGCAGUUCGCCGCAGCCGUACAUGAAGCCAUCAAAGCGCUAGCUGAUGUUAGCGGGCCUGGCGACUACUUAGGAGAAGAGCAGCAAGACCAGCAGCAGCAAGAACAGCAGCAGCAGCAGCAGCAGCGGGCUCGCGAGCGCCAAGGGUAUAUAAUAGCUUGCCGCACUGCAGCAGCGGCGGAGGCAGCAGAGUCAGAAGCAGCAAGCGUGGAGGGCGGGGAGCAGCAGCAGCAACAGCAACAGCAGCAGCAGCAGCAGCAGCAGCCUUAUGAGAUGCUGGAGUUCACUCCUGUGCUGCUGCAGCAGCACGCAAACUUGCCGGUGCUGAAAGCCCCUGAGCAGCAGAAACGGGACGAAGCAGCAGCAGCGGAAGCAGCAGCAGCAGCAGCUGCUGCUGCUGGCACUGCGUCUGCUGCGACAGCAGCAGCUGCCUCCGCGGCCGCAGCAGCAGCAGCAGCAACCGGCCCCGCAGCAACAGCAGCAGAAGCAGCAGGAACUGUCGUGGCUCUCUGGUACCGCACAUUUAGCUGCUGCGUAGAUGACUACAUAGCUGCAGGAGACAUGAAGCAGCAGCAGCAGCAGCAGCAGCAGCAGCAAACUGCUGCUUUGAGCCGCGUGGAGAAGAUCCAGCAGGACCAGCAGCAGCGGCUGCAGCAGCUGCAGCAGCAGCAGCAGCUGCUGCAGCAGCAGUCCGCAGCAAUCGAAGCAAACCUACAGCUGGUUGACGACGUGCUGCUGCUGCUGCGUGCUGCUGUUGCUGCUGGUGCUUCUUGGGGGGAGCUGCAUGUACACCUGAAGGAGCAGCAGCGCAGAGGCCACCCAAUUGCUGCUCACAUCCACAAGCUUUCUUUGGAGAAGAACGAGGCUUUGCUGCUGCUGCCGCCGCCUGCUGCAGCAGACCAGCAGCAGCAGCAGGAGCAGCAGGAGCAGCAGGAGCAGCAGGAGCUGGUGCUGGUCCCUGUGGACUUGUCUCUUUCUGCUUUUGGAAAUGUUGAGGCUUUGCAUUCGCAGCGAAAGGCCUCGCGGCAAAAGGAGAUAAAGACGGAGCAGCAAAUGGCGCUUGCUGUUGCUGCUGCUUCUGCUGCUGCUGCAGCGGGCAAAACCCGCAAGCAGCAGCAGCACGCCAAGGGGCCCAAGCCCCAGCAGCAGCAGCAGGAGAUCAAAAAGCUCCGCAAGCCCUUCUGGUUCGAGCGCUUCUACUGGUUCAUCACCACAGGAAUGCAGGAAGAAAUACAUUUUGAUUAA